UUGGGCAUAAACCUGAGCACUGGUCGGUCUAUAGAAGAUAUCUUGAAUUUUACGUGCUUGAAUCAAAGCUAACAGAAUUCCAUGGUACAUUCCCUGAUGCUCAGCUUCCCUCCAAGAGGAUUAUUGGACCAAAGAAUUAUGAAUUCUUAAAAUCAAAGAGAGAAGAAUUUCAAGAAUACCUUCAGAAACUUUCACAACAUCCAGAGCUAAGCAACAGCCAGCUUUUGGCUGACUUCUUAUCCCGUAAUGGUGGAGAGACACAAUUUCUUGAUAAAAUACUGCCUGAUGUAAAUUUAGGUAAAAUUAUAAAAUCUGUUCCCGGAAAAUUAAUGAAAGAGAAAGGCCAGCACUUGGAACCAUUCAUUAUCAAUUUUAUUACCUCCUGUGAGUCUCCCAAGCCUAAACCAAGUAAACCAGAAAUUACUAUUCUCAGUCCUACUUCAGAAAACAACAAAAAGCUUUACAACGAACUCUAUAAGAACAAUGCAAACCGUUCUGAGAAUUUAGAAAGAAGACAGAAUGAGAACUACUUCUUGAAGAUGAUGACGGUUGAAGGAGUUUAUGAUUACUUAAUGUAUAUUGCUAGAGUGGUUUUCCAUAUUCCUGAUUGGCUUCAUCACAUCUUGAUGAGUGGAAGGAUUCUUUUCAAAAAUACCUUAGAAAAAUAUAUAGACAACUACCUGCAAUACAAACUAGAACAGCUCUUUCAGGAACAUCGUCUGGUCUCACUGAUAACACUUCUCAGAGAUGCUGUAUUUUGUGAGAAUUCUCAACCUCGCUCUCUCCAAGAUAAGCACAAACGGGCAAAGCAGACCUUUGAAGAAAUGAUGAAAUACAUUCCAG
Messenger RNA from Thamnophis sirtalis, 843 nucleotides. The record is from RefSeq and is a predicted model, not a curated record. NCBI's taxonomy places the organism in Eukaryota, Metazoa, Chordata, Lepidosauria, Squamata, Natricidae.